CUGUCGACUCCUGUCUGUAAAGACAGGUGAGAGGUAACAAGUUGAGAGGUCGGCUUCAGCUAGCUAAACGUUAUGGCUGAUGCUGCAAGUUUCUGUUUUAAUAGUAAGUAAAUGCUUUCGUAUAAAGCGAAGCUGCCUCGGCUCCGUAAUUAGAGCAGCAAAUACUUCACGAAACAAAGCGGGUGCGAGGCAGUUUCAGCCGGUGUUCUACCGGCGCCAGCUCUCGUGUUCUGGCGGAGCUCCUCUUGCUAAUGUUUGCUAGUUAGCUAGCUGCUAGUAUGUCGCAACCCAGCGUUUGGACUUACCGGAGCUAACGUGACUAGCACACCCGCACCGAUCGUUGAUUGUGAAGGAUAAGCACGAAAGAAUGAAUAUUUUGGUCCAAAUUUCACAAUGAUGCAAAUGGAUUUCAGUAGAAGUCAGUGAAACGCUGAAAAACUGGUUUCUGAAAUUGCAAGAUGGCUGUGUCAGUGCGGGGCCUGUACUUUGUGGUGACCCUGUUUUUGGGUAGUUUCUUCGGGAGCGUCUUCAUGCUGGGACCAGUUUUACCCCUCAUGUUGUUGUCUCCUGCUUGGUACCGCUGGCUCACUGAUCGAAUUGUGGCUACCUGGCUCACCCUACCUGUGUCCUUGCUGGAGCUAGUAUUUGGAGUGAAGGUGGUAAUAACAGGUGAUGGUUUCAUUCCCGGAGAGCGGAGCGUGAUCAUCAUGAACCACCGUACCCGCCUGGACUGGAUGUUCCUUUGGUGUUGUCUGCUCAGGUACAGCUACCUUCGUCUGGAAAAGAUCUGCCUCAAGGCUGCGCUUAAGGCUGUUCCUGGCUUUGGUUGGGCAAUGCAGGUUGCCUGCUUUGUCUUCAUUCAGCGUCGUUGGGAGGAGGACAAGAAGCAUUUGGAGAACAUGCUGGACUACUUUUGUGACAUCAGAGAGCCCUUGCAGUUGCUGCUCUUCCCAGAAGGCACCGACCUUACCGAAAAUACAAGGGCAAAGAGCGACGCGUUUGCUGCACAGAACAGCCUGCCGAAGUUUGAGUAUGUUCUUCAUCCCCGCACCACAGGAUUCACCUUCAUUGUGGACCGACUACGAAAAGGUGAUAAUUUGGAUGCCGUCCAUGACAUUACAGUCGCCUACCCUAAGAACAUCCCACAGACAGAACGCCACCUCGUAUCCGGCCAUUUCCCACGUGAGAUCCAUUUCCAUGUCCGGCGCUAUCCAGUGUCUGCACUUCCCACCUCGUCCUCUGACUUAGAAUCUUGGUGUCGGGAGCGCUGGGCGGAGAAGGAGGUCCGGUUACGGGACUUUUACUCAGGGCAGCCCCGCGCCUUUGACAGGGAUGGCGUUGCACGAGUACCACCCUGUAAGUCAGAGCUGCGAGUUACUCUGAUCAAAGCGGCCUCGCUGCUGUAUUGGAGCAGCUUCAUUGCUCUGUGUUUCACUGGCCUGUGGCUCUGGGCUCCUUUCAGGCUUUACUUCCUGAUCAUGGUUGGAGUGUACAUAGCUCAGCACAAGCGCUUUGGAGGGCUUGAGAUGCUGGAGAUGGCCUGCCAUCGAUACUGGAAGUCGAUGUCUGCUGACGUCAGUGAGAACAAUAAAUUGCUAGAUGGAAAAAUGAAGUGAGGAAAUACAGUUGCGAAUGAACAAUGACGUGUUACCACCUGUACUCAGCAAAGACUGAGGACUCAUUUGUCUACACUUGUUCAGUCCAGUGAGCUAAAGGAUCCCAUGGUGGAACCUAGUGCUCCAUGCCUUAGAAAGACAAAAAUAAGUGCACCCACGAUGGUAUGCAUGGCUUCAGUGGAAAGAGCUUUCUGGGGGGGGGGAAGGAAUGUUAACCAUAUUAAACUGUGUUGGGUUUAGGGAAUUCAUCGUAAAUGAUGUUUCACUUGCCCUUUCUGUGACUUUUCUUGUGUAAUCACUGUUAUUUAGCUUGCCGUCUGUCCAUUUUUAUCCGUUUCAUGUAGUAGGUGUUUAUCAUGGUUUGUUGUUUGGGACCUCGGUAUGGACCUGUGUCAGAAAAUACUGCUGUUGGUAUUUGUCAUACUUGUUAGAUAUUCAUAUUUUUGAAAUGUAUUUUAUUGUAUGCUGUAAUAAUUUUUUUUAAUCCUGAAUGGAGCAGAGCCAUAGUACAGAACGUGUAUGUAUGAUGAUUUGACUUCUGCUAAUAUUCACAUUAGCUGGAUUGUUUAAAUCAAUCAGCUUCUGUUAGAAGUGUUCAGCAAGGG
Messenger RNA from Haplochromis burtoni (Burton's mouthbrooder), 2221 nucleotides. RefSeq names its product lysocardiolipin acyltransferase 1 (gene lclat1). Bases 459 to 1616 code for a protein of 385 amino acids. Gene Ontology annotation, cellular component: endomembrane system. Gene Ontology annotation, molecular function: acyltransferase activity. The transcript is spliced from 7 exons. NCBI's taxonomy places the organism in Eukaryota, Metazoa, Chordata, Actinopteri, Cichliformes, Cichlidae. The record is from RefSeq and is a predicted model, not a curated record.